Molecule: messenger RNA, 2618 nt
Organism: Alligator sinensis (Chinese alligator)
Lineage: Eukaryota; Metazoa; Chordata; Crocodylia; Alligatoridae
Product: tropomyosin-2-like
Exons: 3
Coding region: 572-1573 (333 amino acids)
Source: RefSeq, a predicted model, not a curated record
CCAGGACAGAAGCGGUGGCCUUGAAUAGAGCAAUGCACAGUCCCUCUGUGAGAUUGUGGAGCUGUGCCCGGACUGUAACACCAGGCUAAUGCCAGCUGGUAGUCCCUGCAACACAAGAGCUAUGUGGCAGGUGAAGGAUAUUUGAGGGGGCAGAAACUAAGCUGUGGGGAAGUCUUGUCUGGUGAAGGGCUCGGCACGUAGGGCCCUGCAUUCUGCCAUGAAGAAACACAAUCCCAGCUGGAUUUAGGAAGGCAGGAUGGUAUCGUCCCAGCUAGACACUGCGCAGGCACACAGAGGGUUAGUGCUCCGGUCCUGGAUAAAAAAAAUCGGAGGCGUUCACCAACUUGGAAGAUCAUGGGACCGUGGAGUUUUAUGAUUUGUCUGAUGUUACGCAGAGGCACCAGCACGCCAAUAGGCAGAGCCUUUGCUCAACAAAGCCCGGUAUAAACACCCCCCCUGACGUCAGAACGGGGUGCAGUCACCGAAGAGAAGAGGAUCCAAGCAGGCAGAAAGCCCUGAGAGAUCUCUUCCUUCUGCAAACUGAACAUCCCCUGCCUCUGGCCCACCUGCCAUGGCUCCAGCAAGCUGCAGACUGAGAGAGGAGUGCCCAGAAUGUGCCAUCACAGCUGGGGCACGGUCUCUGGUGUCUCUUGCUGAAUGCCUGAAGCGUGCCCCAGGGGGAACAGGAGUGCCUCAGGACAUGCAAAGACAUAUUGUCUGUGCCUCCGAGAAGCUGCAGACCACAGAGAAGAAGUCCAAAGAGCACCUGGAUACCUUGAAAGCCCAGAACAAGGAGCUACUGCUCCAGAUGAAAAGGCUGGAGGAUGAAAAGAGGAAGAAGGAAACAAACAUCAGUCAGCUGAACAUCAAGUUGGCAUCGGCUGAGAGGACAAUGGAGAAAGCCCAGAGCAUGGUGGACACAGCUGAGCAGCACCUUUACAAACUUAGGGAGCAGCUGAGGAAAGUGAAGCAGAAGGAGAAAUGUGAGACAAUCCUAAGGAACAUCAUCCUGGGGGUCUUGCUUAUUUACACUGUCAUCGUUUCCAUAGAAUACAUUAGAGAUGCCCUCAAACUGAGCCGGGAGAACCAGUCCGCCAUCUCACUGAGCGUCUUGGCUGCGAUUUGUCAGGCAUCUCUGUACAUGACUCAGAAAGCGGUGCAGGAGCUGGAGGCAUCCAUCCGUCGCUCAGAAGACAAGGCGUCUGAAUUCAAACAGGAAGUUUAUGCCUACAAGAAGCAGAAUGAAGAAAUCAGAGAGAAGAUCAACGAAGACAACAGCGCCCAUCAGAGAAUCAGUGAAGAGAUGGACCGUGGAAGAGAUAAGCUUUUGGAGGUGAACAAGGAAGAAGAAGAGGUGAGAAGAUACCACAGCCCCCUGAAUCGGCUGGUUAAGAUGGUCAACAGCAUCAAGAAUGUCUCAGACCAUGAUGAUAUCUGGGACAUUUUGAAAAUGGUUUCACAGUCCUUGAUGCAGCUGGGAAAGGAAGGAGCCACAAACUUCGGGUGCUCUGCUGAAGAAGAAAAAAACAACCAGGUGAGAAGGUUAAAAGGCAUCAUGGACAGUCCUUGGUAGGUGAUAGCCAUAGGGCCAGGCCUGCAAAUGCAAGGGGAAGUCACGCAAGCAUUCCAACAGCAUGAUUCCUGGAAGUCUUUCAAGGUCAAGGUCUAGGAUUGUCAGAAGAAAAGAACUAAAGUAUCAGACCAUGGUCUUGAACCUGGAGGCCUUCAGUUUAUUCAGCACAGCCACUUCUCCUAAUCUGCCACCUCCUCAGCUGAACUUCUGUGUAGACACAGGUGGUCAGAACCUGAUAUCUUAACCUAGCGCCCUGCCCACUCCCUGCAAGUGGUGUUGCCAACCAGGGUCAGCCAACUCUAUCCCCCUUUCUAUAAAAACCCCUGACCCAGAAGUGGAAGUGCCUCAGCAAAAGGUUCAAUCUUGUGUUCAGGCUGUCUCACUUCUGGGUUGUGCUUCUACUUGCUCUGAUGGAUUUCCCAAACACCCAACCCAACAUGUCCAUGGCCCCUGGGUUUGGCAUGACCCUUUGGCUCCCUAGCCCAACUCUGUUUUGGUCUCCCUGGCUGGUCUCCUGACCCCAUGCUCUUCCCAACUCUCUGCAUCUCUGAUUCAGUUCCCCAGAGAGAGCUUCUGGCUCCCCUACAUGAACUGUGCACAUUCCCCUCAGAUCUUAGUUGCUUCUUCUGACCCUGGGUGACCCUCAGACCUGUCUCCCCAUGACCCAGCAUGACAGAAAGACCUGAAAACCUCAUCCACCAGGGGGUUCUCAUUGCCAUCAAGAGAAGAUAAACAGUCCACCAGAUACAUAAGCAUCAUAGAGAAAUAGGGCUAGAAGGGCACUAGGGGGUCCUCUAGGCCAGUGUUUCUCAGCCCGUGGGUUGUGACCCAAAAGUGGAUCACAAGAAUAUUUGAAAGGGUCAUGAGCAAGUCCCAUAAAGAUGUAGGAAAGCAUGGGUUUCCCCUUGCAGGCUUAUAGCAUUCCAGCCUGCAAGGAGCUGCUUCGGGCAAAUUGGAGGCAGUGGGCACAUGUCCAUCUGUGCAUACCCCGCCCCCGCCCCACACACACACACACACACACACACACACACACACACACACACAC